Messenger RNA from Solanum pennellii, 345 nucleotides. Its product is annotated as agamous-like MADS-box protein AGL29. Bases 1 to 345 code for a protein of 114 amino acids. NCBI's taxonomy places the organism in Eukaryota, Viridiplantae, Streptophyta, Magnoliopsida, Solanales, Solanaceae. The transcript has a single exon. Gene Ontology annotation, molecular function: DNA binding; protein dimerization activity. The record is from RefSeq and is a predicted model, not a curated record.
AUGGAAAAUGAGAUCAAGAAAGGCAAGGAAAAGAUCGAGUUAAAGUUAAUUGAAUUUGAGAGAGCACGCGCUAUAAGUUUUUCCCAAAGGAAAAAUACCCUGUUACAAGAUGCAGAAAAGCUUGCAAAACAGAGUGGAUAUGAAGUUGGCGUUAUGCUUUUUUCACCCGGUGGAAAACCAUUUUCUUGUGCUUCCACAAGUAUAGAAGAUAUAAUUGGUAAGUUUUUGAAAGGGAAACUGGAGGAUCACCAACGUUAUCAUGUUGAGGUUAAAUCAAUUGGAUUUGAGGAACUUGAAGAUCUUCGCAAAGACUUGCAAACACUUAACAAGAAAGAAAGAAGAUGA